AUGACAGACCGAUUGACUCCAAUGUUGAACAAUAACCUUUAUGGAGAGCGACAGUUGCGUUUAAUUUUGGGUGUCAAUGACGCAAGGCGGCCAUGUUGUGACGAGGAUAUUGCCAAUCGUGCCCUGCAGUAUUUUCAAACUCUCCCACAUAGUUUCGAACGCAUUGAGCAGUGGAUUGAGCAGCUUGCUGAAAAGACUCAUAUGUUAUACGUGGGAGCAGAUGAGAUGCUUCAGGAUUGCUCCGAAAUGGAUGAUCACAGUACGGUUGGCGCAUCUGAUAUAAUCCAGGAUUAUAAGCGUACGGGUGGUUUUCUGCCACGUACAUAUAGUGGAAGGUAA
Molecule: messenger RNA, 339 nt
Organism: Gongylonema pulchrum
Lineage: Eukaryota; Metazoa; Nematoda; Chromadorea; Rhabditida; Gongylonematidae
Source: the annotation of a GenBank genome assembly